Molecule: messenger RNA, 1353 nt
Organism: Periconia digitata
Lineage: Eukaryota; Fungi; Ascomycota; Dothideomycetes; Pleosporales; Periconiaceae
Source: the annotation of a GenBank genome assembly
CUGAACGGCAUCACGAAGAUGGCUGAAGCACCUGCCGCCGACGGCUCCGACAUCCACCCUGCCCUCCGGCAGCGAAUGCUGAACCGCGCCGCAACCUUCACUGAUACUGCCGGUCGCUCUUCUCCUCUCCCUCGCCGCCGAAGCUCGGUAUACUCUGACACGCGACACCCUCUGCGAUCCUCGACCGACAGCCUGCUCCGUCCCAACGACACAGAACGACUGACCAAAAAUGAUGAACCGUCCUUCUGGCAUUCCGCACCCCUUGCCUUCGCUAUUGUUCCGGCUUUCGCGGGAUUGCUCUUCCAGAAUGGUGGUGCAGUGGUGACGGACAUACUGCUUCUGGCUUUUGGGUCCAUGUUUCUCAAUUGGUGUUUGCGCAGUCCUUGGGAGUGGUAUCAUGCCGCCCAGCAAGUGCAUUAUAUUGAACCGGAAGAGGAUGUACAUGGUGAUACGCUGGUGGAAGAAGAUGAAGCGAGCGACAACUCUGGCAGCCCUGUUAAAGACUCUCAACAAGAUGAUGUCUCGCAGACAUCGGACCAGCCCGCAAGAAACCAAGAUGGCAAAACUAUACCCAACAAUGCACUGCGUGAGCUUGCACGCCAGCAGUUGCAAACAAAUGAAAUAAUGGCUUUGAUUGCAUGCUUCUUUGGGCCGCUCGUGGGAGCAUACGGCCUGCAUGCUAUACGAUCGCAACUCACCCGACCAGCUGAGGGUUUAGUAUCCAAUUUCAACUUGACCAUCUUUGUCAUGGCAGCCGAACUGCGACCUGUAUCCCAUAUGAUCAAACUCAAGCAGGCGCGGAUGCUCUACCUUCAGCGCGUCGUGCGUUCAGACCGGGAAAACGAUUUCAGAAGGUCUGACAUCCGAGAAUUGUCUGAUCGGCUGGACGAUAUCGAGAAUCGCAUCGUUUCGACCCACGAUUCAGGUGUUGAGACGGCGAAGAUGGGGGCUACCGUUCGACAAAGUUUGCAACCUCAGCUGGAUGCUCUGAAUCGAGCCGUAAGGCGCUAUGAAAAGCGACAGGUUGCUCAGUCUAUGCAGUCGGAAGCACGUUUUCAAGAGCUCGAUAGUCGAUUGAAGGAUGCACUUGCUCUCGCAGCGGCUGCAGCGCGUACAGGGCAACGGCCCGGUAUUAUCUCGAUGGGUUUCACGUGGUCUGUCAAUCUUGUGACGUCUGCUCUGCAAACCAGCUGGGCUAUUGCGGUCUAUCCUUUCAGGACAACGUCGGCGGUGAUCAACGAAGCAAGUGCAUGGAUCUCUGGAGAUCGACAACCUCGGAAGCGCAUGCGAUUAGCAAACAGUGGCAAUGCGUCGGCUCCACUAUCUCGGGUUCAGUCUCGCAACGGACGAUGA